This is a messenger RNA of Lineus longissimus, 2188 nucleotides long. RefSeq names its product ankyrin-3-like. The coding region runs from base 131 to 1969 and encodes 612 amino acids. Gene Ontology annotation, molecular function: protein binding. The transcript is spliced from 2 exons. The record is from RefSeq and is a predicted model, not a curated record. Lineage: Eukaryota; Metazoa; Nemertea; Pilidiophora; Heteronemertea; Lineidae.
AGCAAGCCAUGAGAUUUCAGAAAAAAUAUUUUCAAUAUUGGACAACCUGAAUAUUGUGAUUUCUCGUCGCUUUGAACGGUAAAUCGGAGAGAAAAACGUGUUGUCGGACCAGGAGCCGGAGACUCAUCACAUGAUGGAUGACCCAAGAAGCCGGACAAUCUUCAAGGCCUGUGAGCAGGGUUCAUUGGCAGAGCUGAAGAAAGUGAUCGCUGCAGGACAAGAAGUUGAUGCAAAGAAUAUGACCGGUUACCGGUCAACUCAUUUGGCUGCAAAGAAUGGUCACGCUGAAUGCCUGGAGUAUUUGUUAGACUUGCCAGGAGUCGAUCCUAACUGGAUGUCAUUUCAGGACGAGACACCCUUAAUGCUCGCUUCAAUUCCUGGACAUACAGAAUGCUUGCAUAUUCUUCUGAAGAAAAGAGCCGAUCCGAACAUCUGUAAUUAUAUGAUGGAAUCGCCGCUACUAAAAGCUGUCCAAAAUGGUCAUUUGUGUGGCGUGGAGUUGUUGCUUCGGAACGGUGCUGACCCAAAUAAAGGACAAUUUAGCGGUUGCACUCCUCUGCAUAGCGCAGUUUAUGGACAAAACUUAACUCUGUUAAAAGUGUUACUAGAAAAUGGGGCAGAUGUCGGGAGGACUGAGGAGUGUAACUUAACGCCUAUCUUCAUUGCGUCUCAGUUUGGAUUCUUGGAUUGCUUGAGCGUACUUGUCGAGGAAGCUGAGAAACAAAAUCAAAAGGAUCUUGUGAAUAUGUCUGCAGAGGAUGGGGCGACACCGCUCUAUCUUGCUGCUCAGAAUGGGCAUGUAGAAUGCGUUGACUUGUUGUUGAGGGCUGGGGCAGAUCCCGACAAGGUUGCUAACUGUCCGCGUGCCGUGGCGCUCUAUGCAGCAAUACAAUUCAAUCGCAUUGAGUGUGUUCAGUUGCUACUGCCAAAAACUGACUGUAAAGUGUAUGCGAGUUGCGAUGCAACGCCGUUUGAAAUUGCUGCCAGCAUUGGAGACAGAAACAGCUCUGGGGAGAUUCUGCAAUAUCUUGUGGAUAAUAUUCAAAAUUAUCAUAUAGACACGCUGCAUUAUAUGGACUUAGAUUCAUUCGUGUACCGUUUAUUCCCAAGUGCUUAUUACAGGGUAAACUCUAUGACUGCCACGUCACUGACCUCAAUGAUAAUCAGUGGUUGUCAUCCGGGGUUAAUCAGCAUCAUGUUAAAAGCUGGCGCACUGCCAGAUUGCUCGAAGUCCAUAGCGUCAGCAAGGAUGCUGAAUGCUGGAGCGACACCAGACUCCUUUCCUGUGCGUCACCUACUCUCGAACACUCUUCCUCCAAUCAUUGCCGACUGUGAAAAUGACAAGACUGAAAUUCUGGAGCUUCUACUCAAACAUGGCGCCAACCCAAAUAUAUACUCUCCUACGGUUGAAUACAAUCUCUCCAUAUUAUUCUCGUUAUUAUCAAGCAAGAAGUUAGGUUUACUGUUACGGAGUGGUGUAGAGACAACGUCAUGUUUUCAUUCUCUCAACCACAGUUCAGUGACAUCACGUGAACAAUAUUCUGGAUUCUUCAGCUCGAAGAGUACAUUCGGGGACACGUAUGUGAUACCUGAAUCAUUCACAAAAGUGCUGCAACAUUUCAGGGAAUUUUAUUCACAGGUUACAAGGUUAAUGAGAAUUGACGUCCUCAUCAAACUAUUACUAGAAUUUACUACAAGUCCUGGAUAUCGAUCAGAUAUAGUGGACCUGGUGAAUCCCGGCACGGACAAAAACGAUAUUGUCCAAAUCAUGUCCAACCCCAGCUCUCUCGUUCAUUCGUGUCGAGUGAAGAUCAGAGAGUGUCUGACGUUUAGAAAUCUUCGCCGUGAGAUACUAGUUUCUCUCCUGAAUCUUCCGACUGUAGUCUGUGAUUUUAUCCUCUAUGCCGGAGACUUUGAUACGGUAACUGAUCUAGUCAAUGCGGAGCCAAGACUUGAUGCAUUCAUGUAGUCACGGCUUAAAAACAAUGGCUAUCAGCUGGGUUUUGGUCCGAAUCUUUCACCCGUUAGUCCAAACUAUUCAAGUGCACUUUACUUUGACAGUAAAUUUCGCAUACCAUACAUAUUGGGCUCACCUGGACCAGGAUUAUUUCUCUGUUAUAAACAAACUCUCUCAUUUGUCAGUCCAAAGGGUGUCCUUUAUGGAGAGGUUCUACUGUAGUUAUGUACA